UGACUGUGUGUGUGUGUGUGUGUGUGUGUGCGUGUUGCUGUGGUUUGUGGAGCGGCUCGGCUGCAUUCCUCCUCUGUCCGGAGACCGAUAGAGAGAAAGAAGAAGAGGAGGAGAGAAAAGAAGAAGAAGAAGUAGAAGAAGAAGAAGAAGAAGAGGAAGAGGUUAUUGUUGUUCAGCACCGUGUUGGCUGUUUAAACCAGGUCUCCUCCCCCCGGACACAGACACCGAACCAGGCCCCGAGAGAAAAAUCUAAAAUAAGAAGUGAAGCUCGAGACUGUGGAGCUGCGAAAACCAGGAGUUGUUUUUUUUUUUAUUCGUUAUUCUUCUGUGAACAGAAAGACGCGUGUUGGCUCUUUUUGAAUCCUCGGACUUCUCAGACACACUCUGAGAGUGUCCGGUUUCCUGCUCGGCCUUGAGGUCUGGGAGAAGAGGGGAACAGUUAGUGUAUGCCUGCCUGCACCAUGAUGGCCUCUGACAUGGCUGAGACGUGGAGGAACUGUUUUGAGGAGGAGCUCAUCUGCCCCAUCUGCCUGCACGUGUUCGCAGAUCCCAUCCAGCUGCCCUGUAAGCACAACUUCUGCCGGGGCUGCAUCAGCGAGGCCUGGGCCAAAGAGUCCUCGCUGGCCCGCUGCCCCGAGUGCAAUCAUGCUUAUACGCAGAAGCCCAGCCUGGAGAAGAACCACAAACUGUCCAACAUAGUCGAGAAGUACAACGCCCUGAGCGUGGAGAAGGCCACCACGCCGGCGCUGCAGUGCAUCCUGUGCCGCCGAGGCCCACCGCUCCCGGCAGUGAAAGUCUGCCUGCGCUGCAACGCCCCGUGCUGCCAGUCCCACGUCCAGACACACCUGCAGCAGCCGUGCUCAGCCCUGGGGCACCUGUUGGUGGAGGCGGAGGCGGUGAAGGCCUGGACUUGCCCGCAGCACGACGAGUACAGGUUGUACCACUGCGAGGCCGAGCAGACGGCGGUGUGUCAGUACUGCUGCUUCGCCCGCUGCAACCCUAGCCACAGCCACGCCGUCACUGACGUGGAGCUGAGACGCAACGACAUCCGACAAACCCUGUUAAGACAGCAGGAGCGUGUGGAGGAACGAGUGCAGGAGAUCGAAGAGCAGCUUUGUAAACUCGACUCAGACAAGUGUGUGGUGGAGGACAGGGUGUGUGAGCUGAAAGAGGAGGUGCGCCUGCAGUACCAGCGGAUGCACCAGAUCCUGGAGGAGGAUCUCGGUCGGACACUGGAGGCUCUGGACCGGGCUCAGGCUCGGUUCUGUCAGGAGAACUCUGCCCAGGUUCUGGCUCUGGGGGAACAGCGCCACGAGGCCCAGAAGCUGCUGAGCUCCAUCCACACGGCCUUCGGCAAAGCAGAGGAGCUGAGCUUCAUGAAAAACACCAAACCGGUUAAAAUCCUCACAGACAGGUCUCAGGCAUGUAUGGGCAGCAGUCUCCCUCCUUACAAAGUUGGGAAUCUAAACUCCAAACUAUUCCUUUCUGAAAUCUCGAAAAGAGAGAAGAGCUUGAAGAGAACAAUGGAAGCUCCCCUCACCCCUCCCUCGACCUUCCUGCAGUCCGUUCCUGCCUAUCCCAGCGGUCAGAGCUCUGGCUCUGGAGCGGAGAAACGGAAACAUUCCACUGCCUUUCCAGAGGGGAACGGGAGCGUAGGAAAAACCGCCGCUCCAGGUUUCAAGGACUCCUCCUCUUCCUCCUCUUCUUCCUCAUCGCUCGCCAAGCAGCCCUACCUGGGCUCCAGCUCUGCUUCUGGAGAGGGCCAGUCCACCAAUCAGCAGCCGCUCGGCCCCUGCGGCCCGCCUCACAUCAGUGAGAGCGGCGGGACAGGGAGCGGAAGUGGCUCGCUGACUAACCAUCACUCGGGCACCGUGUUUGGCUCCUCGCACUUUGCUCCCGGAGGCAGCAGCUCCUCCCACUCCUCCCAGCAGGCCGUGCUGCCGCAGUACGGCGGCCGCAAGAUCCUGGUGUGUACGAUGGAUAACUGCUACUGCUCCGGAGUGCCCUCGGUGUCGGGUCACCGUAGCCACCCCCCAUACCCGCGCUCGGGCUCCUUCCCCUGGGUCAGCGCCCAAGACUACCCCCCUCCACCUGGCCUGGCGUCUGGAGGUCCGUCCAUGCAGGGAUUGGCAGUGAGGGACUGGAUUGACGCCUCACAGACACACAGACACGCAGAUUUCUACGGGCUGUAUGGGCAGCCCUCUACAAAGCACUACGUCACCAGCUAACAAGAGUACACACACACACACACACACACACACACACACACACACACACACACACACACACACACACACACACACACACACACACACACACACACACACACACACACAUAUAGAGACAGGCACCAAUAUAGCACACCGUUACCGACUUACUAACUGGAAAAAAAUCUUAAUGCAGUUAUACUAUACACACAUUAAAAUAAAUUAAUGUUUAUAUCCACACACAGAUCUAGAGCAUGUACACACAUUCGGGGGCAGGGUCGAUCUCUACGUGUUUUUAUUUUUCUUCCUCUCUUUACUUUCGGUCAGUGUUUCAUGUAGUGUAUUAUACGUAAAAUGCAUAAACAGCCAACCCGCUCACUCUGGCACAACUCAGCUCAGCAUUUUACGCUCGGAACGAGAGAAGCCGAAGAGCCGAGGAUGAGAUGCAUCCUUUUUAUUUAUAGAGCAGGAGAUGGGUUGAUAUAAAAUGAACUUUGAAUAGAAAGUCUUCUCACACCUUCAUGGCUUCUCGCUGAGGCUAAAGGGAAAACAAAACGCCGUUGAGCUUUCCAAUCCAGCGUCUCAUGUUUUUCUGAUAUAAUCACCCCUCCAGUUAUACUGAGGUCAGUUGCCUUAUGUUAUUAGCGUCAUAUUUUUCUCUGCCCAGCUGACUUUGUUUGAUUGAUCCUUUAAACGAGGGACCGCGGCUCCUUCGUUUCUCUAUUUUCUUAAAUCAUCGUGGCAUUUCUUCCUUUCUUUGCUGAGUUCAGGGAUGGAUUGUACGGCUUGAACACAAAAACGCUCUUCCAUGGAACACCCACAAUGCACUUGUGGACGCCUUGUUAUGCCUGGACUACAGACGCUGACCCACAGAGGGACAGUAGAGCUGCAUCUGAAGGGCCGGGUGUCCCCUCCGAGUUUCAGCCCUUAUCCUUAGCACUCCCUUCCUGCUGCCAGGCUUCCCACAGGACAGAAAAUCUUCUGACAAAGACUGUUUCCGUCUAGUAAUUACUAUGACUUUGUCUUAUUUGGUACAACCGUAGGCGUAACGCUUGUCCAGAGAGACUCUGAUUUUAGAGCCAAAAGGCAAGAAUGGACAGACCAAACCAAUCAAGCAUCUGGAGGAUCUGAUGAUGCUGUAAUUGUACUUCCUGCAGGGCAAAGAUGUCACUUCCUCUCAAUAAGCACACGAGCUCUUGGCUUCCUGUUUGCAGCUGAAAGCAUGCAAGGAAGAGUUUUUUUUAAAGCACUCAAAAAAGAAGAACAAUGGUUGGAGAAAAUAACUGUGUGUGUGAAAGAGAAAAAAAAAUGGUGGGAGGAAUUUUUUUCAUGGAACUUUUUCUAAAAAGAACAAGACUGGACUGCGAGAUGUAAGCAACGGUUCAUCAUCCUAAAAAUGAGCUGUUACGACAGUCGACAUAAAAAAACAACAACAUAAAAGUAUCUUUUUUUGUAAAUAUUUUGUGAAAUGGAAAAAUUACAGACGUGAUUUGGAGAAGGGUUCCAAAUAAACAAAUUUAAACUGG
Messenger RNA from Hippoglossus stenolepis (Pacific halibut), 3733 nucleotides. It is a transcript of the gene trim8b, whose product is annotated as tripartite motif containing 8b. NCBI's taxonomy places the organism in Eukaryota, Metazoa, Chordata, Actinopteri, Pleuronectiformes, Pleuronectidae. Bases 447 to 2228 code for a protein of 593 amino acids. The transcript has 6 exons. The record is from RefSeq and is a predicted model, not a curated record.